Molecule: messenger RNA, 980 nt
Organism: Paramecium octaurelia
Lineage: Eukaryota; Ciliophora; Oligohymenophorea; Peniculida; Parameciidae
Source: the annotation of a GenBank genome assembly
AUGAAUUAAACAUUUACAGCUGAAAUUAAAUUAAAGAGUUCAAAAGAAAGAGGUUAUUUUGAUCAACUAGUAGAUGCUGUUGUUAGGCCACCUAGAUAGAUAUAUGAUCCAUCCAAAUUAGGUAUCAUAAAAGGUCAUAAUAAAAUAGGUGCAACAACCGUACUAAUAAAUAAACUACUUAUUUACAGAGAGGAUUUUUUAGUUUUGUCAAGAGAAUAAAACUUAAAAUUACAAUGUUCUUUAUAUAGUGCUGUUUAUUUACCGAACAUCCUGAGUUAAGCACUCUAGUGUUAGAUUCUCCAUUUAGUAAUCUAAAGCAACUUUGCAUUGAUAUUGGCGAUAGUUUUCAUGUUCCAACAAUUGGUGUUAGAUUUGUCUUUUAUUUAUUGAGGAAAAAGGUAAGAAAAAUAGUUCGAUAUGAUCCAAAACAUAUAAAUACUAUGCUGUAUAUUAAAAAGUUAUCUUCCAAAUGUGCUGCUUAUUUUGUAAGAGCGAGUAGUGAUAAAAUGAUUGGAAAAAAUCAUAUUGAAGAUUUGUAUGAUGCAUUCAAGGGGGAAAAAUACAUAUUUACUUUUUUAGGCGAUCAUAAUGCUCCAAGACCUAUAGAAGCGUAUUAAGGGAUUACUAGGUAUUUUUAUUAUAUAUAAGCCUAUAUAAAAAGGUUUUUUGCAACUAGAUUAAUUAAAAGUACUGAGAUUUAAAAAAUUGGUUUAACUAGGAAAAGUUCUGGAAAAUCACACAAAAUAGAAAAAGGGUACAAAUCCCAAAGAUCCAACGAGUCUGAUGUGAACUAUGACGAAUCUGAUGAUGAAAAUGCUAAGAAAUUAAAUAAUGAACAAUACAUAACAGAAAUGAAAAAACCUCAAUUAUUAAACGCCUUUUUAUCUGAUUCUGACAUCGAUAGUUAUCAUUCACUUGAUGAAGAUUUGAAAGAUCAUGACCUUCCACAAUUUUAAGAUAUUAGAACUAAACUAAGUUGA